CCUCGACUAUUUCAUAUUUCACAAAUGAUAAUGUGAAUAAAGACCCCUCAAAAAGUAACAGUUAUGCGCACUUAAGAUAGGGUCGUUAUAUAAUAAAAAAUAAUACAAAACAGUCAAUGACUAUAUACACGAGAUGACACAAAUAUCAGUGGCAAUCAAUUACCUUACAAGUUAACCAUUUAUUAGAUCAUGUAAAUACGAAGAUGCUAAAAUAAAUAAAUUUCCAGGGAUAUCAUCAUACCCACGGAUUAAACAAAAAGAGUAAAAGGUACAUCACCCAAAGAUCACAUGCCUCGCCGCGGAUGCAGUAAAACGAAAAGGGGAGGGAGAGGAGGGCAUCAGGAAAGAGGCAGAAGGAACAGGUUUGAAGGAAAUGAAAGUGAAACUGCAGCAGUAUUAGAAGAUGAUGCAUUGAGAAGAUUAUCUAUAAAGGAUAGAAAGGCAUCAGAGGAUGACAGUGAUGGAUCUGAAACAUCCGAUAAGAACAUCGAAGGCGCCGUGGCUGACUGUGAGCUUGAGAAAUCUGAUGAUGACGACAGUAGUGCAGAUGAGAAGGAGAGGAUGGAGAUUGAAGAUAUCACUUACCCUGUGGCCAUGUGGGAGCUUGGACACUGUGACCCAAAGAGAUGCUCGGGAAGGAAAUUGGCACGGUUUGGGAUGGUGAGGCUUCUUAAGCUGGGCCACAGGUUCAGUGGGAUGGUUCUCACACCAGUUGGGAAGAAGUGUGUUUCACCUGAAGAUGCAAGCAUUCUCCUAGAGCAUGGUAUAGCUGUGGUAGAUUGCUCUUGGGCUAGACUGCAAGAGACACCCUUCAACAGAAUGAAAGCAGCACAUCCACGACUCCUUCCUUACCUAGUGGCUUGUAAUCCUGUUAACUAUGGGAUUCCCUGUAAGCUGUCCUGUGUAGAAGCUUUUGCAGCAACGAUGUACAUUUGUGGUGAGAAGUUGGCAGCAGCCCUUUACCUAAGUAAAUUCAAAUGGGGCAAGACAUUCAUUAAUAUAAACAAGGAAUUACUGGAUAAAUAUGCAGCCUGCAAGAACAGCACAGAAGUGGUUGAAGUGCAGAAUAAAUACCUUGAGGAGCUUGAUAAAGAAGCUUGCAGAGAAAGAGAUGAGAUUGAUUUACCACCGUCAGAAUCUGAAGAAGAGGAAGAAGAGGAAGAGGAAAACGUAGUAGAAGAGGGAGAUGGUUGAUAAAUCAUUUGCAAUUAGAUAUUUGUAAAAAAAUAAAAAAUCACAUGAAAUAAAUAUUGUUUCAGAAUUUGCUUCUAGAUUUUUUGUUAAAAUUUUAACAUUUGUGAAUAUGCGAGGGGCAAAAUUGUUACUGCUAUUUUAUAAAUAGUUAUAGUUAAGAUAUAAUUACAGAUUAAUAGACAUCCGGUGUGAAUUAUAUUGUGAUGCUGAAUGGAAAUAAAUUUGAAUUGAAUUGUUAAA
Penaeus chinensis is the source of this 1434-nucleotide messenger RNA. Its product is annotated as 18S rRNA aminocarboxypropyltransferase-like. Gene Ontology annotation, biological process: maturation of SSU-rRNA. Gene Ontology annotation, molecular function: rRNA small subunit aminocarboxypropyltransferase activity. Lineage: Eukaryota; Metazoa; Arthropoda; Malacostraca; Decapoda; Penaeidae. The transcript has 7 exons. The coding region runs from base 289 to 1194 and encodes 301 amino acids. The record is from RefSeq and is a predicted model, not a curated record.